AUGGCUAUCAGGAUCAGCAAACGGCUCCUCAGGCUUGGAGGCCUUGUUUUGUGUAUGCUCGGAAUUUUCGGGCUAAUGCUUCAUAAGAGCGAGAAAGGGGCUCUCCUUCAGAUAAAGAACGCACCAACCCAAGUAAAUGACUGGGCGACAGAGAAAUUCAAGGGUUGGGGCUCUAGCGCGGACGCAGAAAAGGAACUGGAAGAGCAGAGAAAGGAAGCGGAGUCCGAUGUGAAAGAAGGCAAACAUUUUGAAGACGUUCUUAUGGAUGACGAGGCCAAAAAGCUGCUUGCAGAUUCAGAGCAAAAAUCUUUGUCUGAAGUGGUGGGAACCUCUACGGCAAGUGCCAGUACUGCAGCUGCUACCGGCGGUGCUGCCACAAAAGCAGGCUCCAAGGACGGGCCUGUUAAGGCUUGUUUCGUGUCGCUAGUGAGAAAUGAAGAUCUCUGGAAAUUGGUUGAAACCAUCCAAAAUGUGCAGGAUAGAUUCAACAACAAUUUUAACUAUCCUUGGGUUUUCCUUAACAACGAGCCUUUCACAGAAGAGUUUAAGCGUGUUGUAAAGGGGAUGGUCCCCGAUGGCACCAAGUUUGAACUUAUUCCUGAGGCCUAUUGGUCCUAUCCUUCAUGGAUUGACCAGGAAGAGGCUGCGAAAACUAGGGUCGAAAUGAGGGAACAGGGUAUUAUUUACGGUGACAGUGAGAGUUACAGACACAUGUGUCGUUUCGAGUCCGGUUUCUUCUGGCGCCACGAGGCACUAGACGAGUUUGAUUGGUACUGGCGCGUAGAACCAGAAACUAAGCUUCAUUGUGAUAUUGAUUAUGAUGUUUUUGAGUGGAUGCGCGACAACGACAAGAAAUACGGCUUCACCAUUUCCAUUCAUGAGUAUGAAUCAACUAUCAAAACACUUUGGAGUAAAACAAAAGAGUUUUUGGAAAUACACCCUGAGUACGUUGCCAAGAACAACAUGUUGGACUUUAUUUCAAACGAUAAUGGUAAGAAGUACAACUUGUGCCAUUUUUGGUCUAACUUCGAGGUUGCCAGUUUGGAUUUGUGGAGAUCGCAAGCUUACCGUGACUACUUUGACUACUUGGAUCAAGCUGGUGGGUUCUUUUACGAGCGCUGGGGUGACGCGCCGGUUCACUCAAUCGCUGCAGCUUUGUUUAUCCCAAGAGACCAAAUUCACUACUUCCCGGACAUCGGGUACUACCACCCACCUUACAAUAACUGUCCCAUCGACCAAACUAUUUUUGAUAAGGGUAAGUGCAGCUGUAACCAAGACGCAGACUUCACUUUCCAGGGCUAUUCUUGCACUAAUCACUACUUUGAUGUCAACAAAAUGGAAAAGCCCGAAGGUUGGAAAAAGUUUAGGCAGUGA
Lachancea thermotolerans CBS 6340 is the source of this 1374-nucleotide messenger RNA. Its product is annotated as glycosyltransferase family 15 protein. The record is from RefSeq and is a predicted model, not a curated record. The transcript has a single exon. The coding region runs from base 1 to 1374 and encodes 457 amino acids. Gene Ontology annotation, molecular function: alpha-1,2-mannosyltransferase activity. Gene Ontology annotation, cellular component: membrane; Golgi apparatus. NCBI's taxonomy places the organism in Eukaryota, Fungi, Ascomycota, Saccharomycetes, Saccharomycetales, Saccharomycetaceae. Gene Ontology annotation, biological process: protein N-linked glycosylation; cell wall mannoprotein biosynthetic process; protein O-linked glycosylation.